Acromyrmex echinatior (Panamanian leafcutter ant) is the source of this 3511-nucleotide messenger RNA. RefSeq names its product inositol polyphosphate-5-phosphatase A. Gene Ontology annotation, molecular function: inositol-polyphosphate 5-phosphatase activity. The record is from RefSeq and is a predicted model, not a curated record. Gene Ontology annotation, biological process: phosphatidylinositol dephosphorylation. NCBI's taxonomy places the organism in Eukaryota, Metazoa, Arthropoda, Insecta, Hymenoptera, Formicidae.
GGCGUGCGGUAGCGCGCUACUCCACACUGCGCCACGCGUGUUCACCGGCACGCAUGUUCGCCAGUAACACGCGUGGUAGGCACGGCACUGCCUAUUGACGUCCACGGGAGGCGUGGCGUGGCCGAUAGAGGGAUAUAUUUACCGCGCGCACGACUUUUCUCUCUCGUGCGCCAACGCAACCGCCGUACGAGUGUACGACGUACGCGACAUACAACGUAACGCAACUCGUAAGGAAGGAAGGAACGGAACGGAGGUUCUCCUCUCCGCGCGUUUGUAAUUUGUCUACUCUUUCUUCUCCUGCCCCGCGUUCGAUCAUCGACGAUGCGCACGUACUCGCGGCGCGGUAGCGCCGAGGUCGAGCGGCUUCCUCGCGGCGCGGGGGAUGACUUUGUUCCUCGUCCUCGUCGCGAUAUCUCUGUGUUUAUCUCUUAACACGGCGCUUUCCCCGAAAGGUGCGACAACAGCUCCGGCAGUGAGUCGGUGAGAAGAGAACGGAGGCGAGAAGAAGAGUGUGACGUAGCGAGAGAGACAGAUGGAUAGAACGAGCAAGAUAGGUGCGCGAACGACCGACCGAUAGAGCCGACGUCUGUUCCGUUAGCAGUGUGCGAGAGUGCGUGCGAGCGACGUGCGCGGCCGCCGUCGAUCGUCGAACGUCGCGCGGACACGAGUGCUGCUUGGUGCUGCUCUGCUGCUGCUGCUGCUCACUACUACUAGUGUUCGUCCGUUGCCGUCACUCAGUCACUGUCGCCGCCGUCGUCGUCGUCGUCAGUGUAGUGUAGUGCGGUGUGGUUCGAGAGUGUCGACAAACCGUGACUCCGCGGCAGUCGGCACCGCAAUCGUUAUCAUUGUCUGACGACAGCCGUCACGGUGCGGACUAUCGUGCGCCCUCAAGGAUCAAGAGACUAGGGAAGCCGAAGCUCCAGAAAUCAGGCCCCAUCACUAAAUCCGAUCGCGAGAAUGGCGAGCAACGCUGUCCCAGUCCUCCUCAUCACCGCGAACGUCGGCAGCAUCUUCGAAGAGCCUAGUGUCAUGCUGAAGAUAUGGACGGAAGAGUUUUUAUCCACCAUAUCGAGGCUGGAUCCAAAAUUUAUAGCGUUGCACUGCCAAGAAGUAGGUGGAAAGAAUUACGAGCAGAGUAUGAGGCACGUGGAGGACUUUGUUAGAUUACUUAUGUCAUCGGAAGAAUUAAGGUUGUUUGACAAAAUUAGGGUAUUUCUUGACGAAGAUUAUUCAUCCGCUGAACAUUUUACGGCUCUAGGAAAUUUCUACUUUGUGCACGAGUCUUUAAACGAUGUUUUAUUAUGGGAUUUUAAUGAGUUGUCUUUUAUAUCUGUAAAUGGAAAAGAUGUCCACUCGGGCAACAUAGAGGCAGUUAGUACCAAAGAGAAAGCUAAGUUUCCUCAAGAAUUUUUCCCAGAAUGCAAAUGGUCCAGAAAGGGUUUUCUGCGUACCCGAUGGAGUAUUAGUGGAACAGUUUUUGAUCUCAUAAACAUACACUUAUUUCAUGACGCGAAUAAUUUUAUUGCUAUGGAAAUGUUUCCAUCGGUAUACAAUAAAACGCGCAGAAGAGCGCUUGAGCAUACAUUAAAUAAAUUUCAUAAUGACAAAUAUCCAAAUGUGCCGUAUUUUUUAUUUGGUGACUUUAAUUUUAGGACAGAUACAGCAAAUGUAAUAAAGAAACUAACGGAAAAUACUCAAGAAAAGAAGUUAUCAAAUAAGGGAAAUAUUUCGAAAUUGCAAUUUCACAACCAAAAUGAUGAUCUCAUAUUAACGUUAGGCAAAAAAGAAUUUUCUCAUUAUGAGCAUCAGAACAUUUUCAUCAAAAAUAAUGGUGAAUGGUUACGCGACUAUGAUAAAGAACUGGGAGACUUUGAAGGAAGGUUAUUCGAAUUUCCAAUCAACUUUGUGCCAAGUUACCCGUUUCAGGAAGAUAUUAACGAGCCUGUAAAUUAUAUGCAAACAAGAGUGCCAGCUUGGUGCGAUCGGGUUUUAUUGAGCCCCACUGCAAAAACGCUAGUCCAAAAUAUUGAUGAUUCCAAGGCAGUGGAAUACGGUAUAAUCGGCCCAAAUACGUGCAUGGGUGAUCAUAAGCCAGUCUACUUGGAGGCUACUCUCGUUUCGGAUGCAGGUAUGAUAGACUGCUGCAACUUGCCAAUUGCAUCUGAGUUUUGCUUCCGAGUGCCCAACAAUUAUCUGGAGUUGUUAUCCAUGUUGCCUGAUUGUAAUAGUUACGCUAACGCGCGCUCGGAUUCUAUUUCAUCUAAUCUGUUGCACGCAAUACCUGUUAAGCAUGAUCCUUACACGCCAGAUAGUAUGGACAGUCCGAGUCCAAAUGCGCUGAUGGCUUCCGGAGAGGUUCCGGAUUUAUAUACGGAUCACAUCGACAGCAAUGUUGGCGGUGACAAUGCGACGUCAUUGCUGCGAUCGACUCAGACAUCGAACAUGUCAAGACGACACAUUGAUCGAGCUGUGUCGCCGGCUUUAUUGAAGUCCAGAUUAGAACUGAUUGUGCAAAAUAAGAAACACGAGGACUCGGAUCUGGAAGUAGACGCCUCGGACAUCAAGAGGAGUCCCAGCGAAUGCCAUUUGCGCUCCUGGUCCGAUGCUGAUGAUCAAUGGUGCGUAAGAAAAAACAGAUGCAACAGCGAUGUAUCAUGGCAACGAUCCCACGUAUUAACAGAAGCUUGGGUCCAAAGUAAGGGGCAGCAAGGUUAUCAUUCUUUCAGUAAUUUUGCGAACCAAUCCUCCUCGAACUCGAGUCCUCCGGACAUCGUCGACGGAUUACCGCCUGAUCUGAUUAUACCGCGAAUAGCAAUAAUAAACGCGAGUAACUUCGAGUCAAACGCAAGCUCUACAUACUUCCACGACGACAGAUUAAGUAAUUAUUCGGAAAACAAACUGAGCACAUAUUCAGAUGGUCGAACAAAAACACUGAGUGGCGAUGCUAUAAGUUCGGAAAAAUCGGAAAUUUGUGACAAGAUGGAUGAGGAAGAAUGCAGCAGAUUGAAGAUUAUAAGUUGUGAGAGCAAACAAAAGACAUGUACCUCGAAGAAUACAACGAGAAGUAAUUCGACGCACAGUCAGGAUAUCAGUGACGCAGGAAACGUUAGAUUAAAGUUGAAAGCUUAUAAAGUCACUGAACGAUAUAAGAGCAACAUUAUGGAAAGGCGGACUAGAUGUAGAAAGUGUUGUUGUGUAGUAUCCUGAGGAUUUAUUUUAGUCUGCAUCUUAGAGUUUGUGUAUAAUGUUCCUCAUUUAUUUAUCAUAUUGAGCAUCCAUGUCGAAUCGAGAACGAAGAAAUGGCUUCAUCUAUUUAAAAAUAUUGCGCGAAUGUGACUCUUAUCGAAAUCAUACUUCUCCGCUCUCGAUUUGUCUCGGAUGCAACAAUCGCUAUCACUGCGAUGGCAAUCGGGUAUACUUUUUUCUACUUAUAUAGAGUAUUCCUUUCAUACAUUUUAUUUCCUUGUGCUAUUCUCUUGAUUUACUAAGUAAUAAUCAAGACAGUUUACAG